GGCUGGGAAUCAAGCCAAAAACGUCACCUACGCCGAGGGUAGCCCACAAAAUACUGCAGUUUCUUUUGUGACAGUGGGAGGGCAGCAACGUGCCUCCUUUGUGGCGUUCGUUCUGUCGCACGAACAGAGGAAGACGCGACAUCCGGCCUUGACUGGAGGCGCCAUUUCGCUUCCCGUUCAUUGGUUUCGAGGCCUCUUUUCGUUUUGCCUGGAUCCGCCGAGCGCCCGCGGUCAUGGUGAAAAUUUUUAUCGGCAACGUGGCGAGCGACACCAGCCCGGCCGAGCUGCGCGGUCUCUUCGAGAAGUACGGCGAGGUGACGGAGUGCGACGUGGUCAAAAACUUCGGCUUCGUCCACAUGAGCGACCUGGCCCAGGCCGAGGAGGCCAUCCGGAACCUCCACCGGGAAAAGCUGAACGGCUGGCCCAUGAACGUGGAGCUGAGCAAGGGCAGGCCCAAGUCCAGCACCAAGCUGCACGUGGGCAACCUGGGCGAAGGGGUCACGGCCGACGUGUUGCGGGCUAAAUUCCAAGAGUUCGGCAGCGUCGUGGAAUGCGACGUCGUCAAGGACUAUGCCUUCGUUCACAUGGAGCGAAUGGAGGAUGCCAUGGAUGCCAUUAAUAAGAUGGACAACACCGCCUUUAAAGGCAAACUGAUGAGCGUACGACUGUCCACCAGUCGGCUGCGCACGACUCCGGGAAUGGGAGAUCAUACCGGCUGCUUUGUCUGCGGAAAACACGGUCACUGGUCGAAAGACUGUCCAGUCGAUCGCAACAAUAGCCACGGCGACGACGCGAGAGGUUUCGGCGGCCGGGGCCGCCCGCGCGGUCCCCCGGCUUUCGGCAGGGGCGGCUACGGAACGGCCGCUAAUUUCACGCCCGGCGCGCCGUUUAAUCGGCCUAGUUUCGGGAUGCCGCCCCCUCCUCGGAGGCCCGGCGGCCCCGAGGCGGGGGACCGCUACGGCGAGAGGUCUCCGCUUUACGAACGAGACCGCGGCGUCGACCACUACGAGAAGUACAGAGCCCGCCCUUACGGCGGGAGCUAUUUCGAAGAGCGCCGCACGUCCUAUAUCCCGCCUCCCCCGCCGCCGCCGCCCCCUCCCUCGGAGUUCUCGGAUCCGUACGAGCGGCGUCUUCCGCCGGCUCCCGCGCCGGCCCCUCCUUCCGCUUACUACGCGAAAGAGCGCGACCCGAUCCGCCGGGUACCCGUCGCCCCGGCGGGCUACGGCUUUGAGCGGAAGCGGCUAUCCCCCCCCGCGGCCGCCGGCAGAGGCGCCUACGCGCCGCCGCGGCCCAAGGAGUAUUUCGCCCCACGUUUCGCUCCGUACUAAAACCCACGGUCUCGGACUUUAUUUUUGGGCUCAAGCUUCCAGGCUCUCACGUUCCCGGUGCCGCCUUCUGCUCAUUUUUUCAACAUAUAUUUUUGCAUCGUCGGCUCAUCGACACAUUCUUUUACUUUGAUUUCGUUCUAAUCGCACGGAAAUCGACCCUUUUUCGGCCUGGGGAUUUCUUUUACAGGCGUGUCAUUGAAAUGUUUCGUCGGUUCGUUUCUGGUGUGUGACGGGCGGAAGAUUUCUUUCCGUUUCCUGUUUUGUAUUAAAGGGUAUUAACCGUACUAGGGUGUCCCCAUCACUUUUUUUUUUGUUCGCCAUGUCUGAGUCCCGUUUGGAUUCUUGUGCAUAGAAUUACAAAUUGCGCAUAUUUAAUGUUGCAUAUCUUAAAAAAUGGAAGAAAAUGGGGGGGGGGGGGGCAUUCCAACAUGCAUUUAGUUUCAAUGUGUGUCAGUCAAAAUUUUAUAUGCAGUUUUGCCAUUUUGAAAUGACAGUUCUUUGAAAUAAAGUGACAGUCACGUUAACGUGUUAUUCACCUGGAUUUGGUACACUAUACUUUUUUUUCUCCAAGAUCUCCAAGAAUUUUAGGAUUGAUCGACUCCAUGUCCAGAGGCACCGUGUUUUUUUUUUCUUUUUUAAUGUGCCGUUUAUUUUUCAAAUUCCCCUUCGCUGCAACACCCAAACCAAAUGUUUAUAAUAAAAGAAAGCGAGGCAUUUUGGUGACUAAUGGUUUCUGUUUAUUUUCUUAGCCUCUGCAGGUAUUUCAUUUGAUAUCAUUGUUUCAAUACUUUCACCAAUUUGAUAUCU
Molecule: messenger RNA, 2135 nt
Organism: Corythoichthys intestinalis (scribbled pipefish)
Lineage: Eukaryota; Metazoa; Chordata; Actinopteri; Syngnathiformes; Syngnathidae
Product: RNA-binding protein 4.1-like
Exons: 4
Coding region: 234-1328 (364 amino acids)
Cellular component (GO): nucleus
Molecular function (GO): zinc ion binding; mRNA binding
Source: RefSeq, a predicted model, not a curated record